This is a messenger RNA of Dermochelys coriacea (leatherback sea turtle), 8598 nucleotides long. It is a transcript of the gene JMY, whose product is annotated as junction mediating and regulatory protein, p53 cofactor. Gene Ontology annotation, cellular component: cytoplasm; nucleus. Gene Ontology annotation, biological process: positive regulation of apoptotic process; 'de novo' actin filament nucleation; Arp2/3 complex-mediated actin nucleation. The record is from RefSeq and is a predicted model, not a curated record. Bases 328 to 3126 code for a protein of 932 amino acids. Gene Ontology annotation, molecular function: actin binding; Arp2/3 complex binding; transcription coactivator activity. Lineage: Eukaryota; Metazoa; Chordata; Testudines; Dermochelyidae. The transcript has 11 exons.
AGGCCCUAGGGCGGGGUGAGAUGCCGCAGCGGCCGCGUCGCUUGUAAACAGAGCCUGCUUCUGCCCACGUGAUCGUGCGAAGUACCUGCACUGGGAGCUGUAUUGUCCGCCCGGUGCAGGACGCUACCGCAGCUAGAGGCGGGGCCGGCGCAGCCCGCGUCGCGCGAGCGGCGCAACGAGCGGCAGCAGGAGGCCGAGCUCGCGAGCGGCUGUUCCCCCGCCCGCCCGGCCGGGCUCCGGCGCAUCCUUCUCCCCCAAGAUGGCUGAAGGCGGGCAGUGAGCCGGCGGUGGACGCGGAUGCCUAGCGCGGGCGCGUAGCGGGACACCAUGUCCGCCUUCGCGCUGGAGGAGACGCUGGAGGCGGACUGGGUGGCGGUGAGGCCCCACGCCUUCCUCGAGGGAGAGAAGCACAAGUUCGCCUUCAUCGUGGCCUGGAACGAGAUCGAGGGCAAGUUCGCCAUCACCUGCCAUAACCGGACUGCUCAGCGGCAGCGCAGCGGCUCGCGGGAGUUGCGCCGGGGCAGCCCCGGGGGGCCGGAGCACAGGGCCCCUGCCCAGGCCGGCGCCCCCGCGGCCCGCCGGACCCCGGCCUGCGGGGCGGACUCCAGCCCGGCCAGGAGCUCCUCGCAUCCCCGUGCGGACUCGCUGCUCCGGAGCGCCGCGGCCGGGGCAGAGGCGAUGCUGAAGAGCCCGCUGCGGACGAAGGCCAGUCCGGUCCGGAGGCCGCCGCGCAGCACGGACGCGGCGGCGCCGAGCCCAGCAGGUGCGGCCGAGGAGAUCGAGGUGCUGGAGCUGGUGAAGGAUGAACCCGCGGCCCCUCUGCUCUUGCUGCCGGGACCCAUCCAGCAAGGUGCCGAGCCGGCCGCAGAUGCGGACUCCCCGGGGGAGGAGUGCAGCUGGGCCGGCCUCUUCUCCUUCCAGGACUUGCGGGCCGUGCAUCAGCAGCUGUGCUCGGUGAACUCGGAGCUAGAGCCCUGCCUGCCCGUCUUCCCUGAGGAGCCCUCGAGCAUGUGGACUGUGUUGUUCGGGGCCCCGCAGCUGUCCGAGCAGGAGAUGGACGCGCUGUGUUACCAGCUACAGGUUUAUCUGGGCCAUAGCUUAGACACCUGCGGGUGGAAGAUCCUCUGCCAGGUGCUCUUCACCGAGACCGACGACCCCGAAGAGUACUACGAGAGCCUGAGCGAACUGCGGCAGAAGGGCUACGAAGAGGUGCUGCAACGUGCCCGCAAACGCAUCCAGGAGCUGUUGGAAAAACACAAGAAUACAGAAAGCAUGGUAGAGCUGCUUGAACUGUAUCAAAUGGAAGAUGAAGCCUACAGUAGUCUUGCUGAAGCUACCACAGAACUGUACCAAUAUCUACUACAGCCAUUCCGAGAUAUGAGGGAACUUGCAAUGCUCAGAAGACAGCAGAUCAAGAUCUCCAUAGAGAAUGAUUACCUAGGUCCCAGGAGAAUUGAGAGCCUACAAAAAGAAGAUGCAGAUUGGCAGCGGAAAGCCCACAUGGCUGUCCUUUCUAUUCAGAAUCUUACUGUUAAGUACUUCGAAAUAACAGCCAAAGCACAGAAAGCUGUGUAUGAUCGAAUGCGAGCAGAUCAGAAAAAGUUUGGUAAGGCAGCAUGGGCGGCAGCAGUAGAACGUAUGGAAAAGUUGCAGUAUGCAGUUUCUAAGGAGUCACUGCAGCUGAUGAGAGCUAAGGAAAUCUGUUUGGAGCAGAAGAAACAUGCGCUGAAAGAAGAGAUGCAGAGUUUGCAAGGUGGUACAGAAGCCAUGGCCCAUUUGGACCAGUUGGAAGCUGAUUAUUAUGAUCUACAGCUUCAGUUGUACGAAGUGCAGUUUGAGAUUUUGAAGUACGAAGAGCUGCUGCUGACAGCACAACUUGAAAGCAUCAAAAGACUAGUGUCAGAGAAGAGAGAUGAAGUGGUGUAUUACGAUACUUAUGAAAGUAUGGAAGCCAUGCUUGAAAAAGAAGAUAUGGCAACAUCUAUACACUUACAAAGAGAAGAGCUGCAGAAGUUGCAACAGAAAAUCCGCCAGCUGGAAGCAAGGCGUGGACGCAUUUCAGCCAAGAAAGCCUACCUCAGAAACAAAAAGGAGAUCUGUAUCGCAAAGCAUAAUGAAAAGAUCCAGCAGCGCCAUCAGAGUGAAGAGAAAUACAGAAUGCAUCAUACUGUGCAACUAAAGCAAGAUCAGCUGCAAGAUGAAGAGGAAAAAAAGAGCUCCUGGGUUAGUCAGGAGCGACAGAAAACACUGGACAGACUUCGCACGUUUAAACAGCGGUAUCCUGGGCAAGUAAUCCUUAAAUCAACCAGACUGCGACUGGCACAUGCAAGAAGUAGUAGUACACCCAGCUCAGUGCCCUAUGUAGAUCAACCUCAAUCUCUACCAGUAACCACACAGAUCCAAAAGAAAACUGAGGACGUGGAAUUGGGAAAAGUAAUCCAGCCUUUACAAACCCAGGAGCCCAGAAGCUUAGACCAACUUGAAGAUAGUUUGUCACCACCCAGUGGCAUUCCCUCUGAACUGUCUCAUCAUACUGCUCUUCCACUUCUUGCCAGUACUGAGCUUCAACCAGAUCCUGUUACUGUAGUUCCACUUCCUCCUCCUUUGCCGCCACCGCCGCCACCGCCUCUGCCUAUCAAGGAAGAUUCUACUGAAUCCUUAGAGAAAAGUGACAGCCCUGUUAAACAGGAGAGUGAGGAUAAGGGAGUCCCACAGUCUACCACUGUCCCAUCAGCACAUCUUUUUGAUAGCAGUCAGUUAGUCAGUGCCAAGAAGAAACUUAAGAAGACAGAUCUAGAGGGUUUACAAAGGAGGAGAGUGAGUUCCCCAAUGGAUGAGGUGCUGGCUUCCUUGAAGCGUGGUAGUUUUCACCUAAGAAAGGUUGAGCAGAGAAAUCUCGCUCCUUUCCCCGAUGAAGAUGACAGCAAUAACAUCUUGGCACAGAUAAGGAAAGGGGUGAAACUGAAGAAGGUGCAGAAAGAUGUUCUGAGAGAGUCUUUUACAAUUCUGCCUGACACUGACCCUUUAACACGUAGCAUCCAUGAAGCACUGCGAAGAAUUAAGGAGGCAUCACCUGAAUCAGAAGAUGAAGAGGAGAGUUUGACUUGCACAGACUGGGAAAAUUAACCUGGGACUAGCAACCACUGAAGCAAGGAAAAAAACAACAACAAAAAAUAUCCCACAACUGGAGAUCAAUCUUCCUCUUCAUUUCAGAAAAUUCAAAGCCAGCAAUUUGGACCAUCAGCUGCAUAGUAAAAAAAAGGCUUCCUUUGGCAAAUGAUUGAGUAUGUGAAAAAACGUGAAACACUGAUUUUUUUCAGAUUAUUUUUUUAUUCAUUCCACAAGUGCAAGGUUGGACAAAAAGCUAAGUUGUUUAAUUAUGCAUUUUAUAUAACUGUAAUGAGAAAAGGGUCUUCAGGAUGUUUUCUCAAUUCUUUACGCACUUUUUACAUUUGUGUUGGUAUAUAUGGCCAGUUAAGUGAGGGAAUAUUUUAAGUGGGAAGAAUGCUGCAUUGAUAAAGCUACCGGGGGAUGCAGUUAAAACAUGAGAACAGCUAUGAAACCUACUUUUCAGUGCACUGAAAAUAUCAUCUGCUUGAAAAACAAAUUUAAUAGCUGUUCCUCAAUAGCUAAAAUUCAGAUAGAGAUGCAAGAUCUCUUUAGUUAUUCUUUUCACUGCAAAGAAAUGUGAUAGUAUGAAAAAUAAGAACAACAAAUGAUUGUACAGUCUGAGUACCAUAACAGUGGAAUACAUGUAUUUAAGAACGUAUGUGUUUACAAUAUGGUACACUUAACAUGGCAUAUUACAGCACCUUUUUAGAAGGUCAGAUAUAAUCUUACACCCUACAUUUUAAAAGUAGAUUUUUCCAUGCUCUUUUAAACAGUAAUAUUUAGGUGAGAUGAACUGAGUUAAUAGUUAUGCCAUACAUACAAACUUGUUAUAAGAAGCAAUAUUUUGUAAUUUGAUAAUACUUAAAAUUAUUUUUCUCUGUUAGCUUGACCUGUUCUUGUUUGAUUACUGUAAGUAACCUUCUUUACUUUCUUAUUUAAGGAGAAUGCAGGACUUAAACAUAUUAACACCAGUUAAGAAAGUUAUGCUUCUCUGUUAAUUUAGUAUUUCCUUUAGUAGCUACAAAAAAUUGUACAUCAUACCCAACAGCCUGUUUGGCUGAAAACUACACUUUAUUGCUCGCUGUAUGUGGCUCUAAAGGAGGGGAGGGUACAGUUUUCAAUACAGUGAGAAUUUAAAAAAGAAAUAAUCCUAAUCUGCAUGACUAAUAGCUGCGGGCAGCUAGUUUUAUAAUACCAGAUUACUUAAAAGUACAUCUUAUACAGAGUUAUAGGUAAUCUUGUACCAUGUUAAAGGCUCCAUGUAAUGUUUGUUUGUUGAGAAAUGCUCAAAUUAUAUGAAAGUCUUGACCAGCGUUUUAUUUGUAUUAAAAUUUUAUGUACUGUUUGAGAGACACGCCACCCCUUUCCUUUUACAAAAUUUAUAUUUGUGUUCAGUAUUCAUUUUAUGAAGGACAAAUUACUGUACUCAUUUUCAUUUAGAAGCAGAUUCAUGAAUUGCUAUUGUUGUGUAAUGGAGUACAUAUUCUUCUUAAACUUUUAUAACAGUUCUUCUUAAAAUAGUUGUGGGAGCAAGAAUAUUUACCUUGGCAAUAGGUUAUAUAACCAAAAUGAACCUCAGAUCUUGGAACAUUUAGGCUGUUUUACAAUGAUUGUCCUGAAUAAUAAAGAUCUGUCAUGUUUUGAAAGAUAAUUUGCCACUCUAUACUUGGCAUUGAUAGGCAUUUUUCUUGAUUUUUUUUUUUUUGCCCUACUUAUAAUGUUUAGUGAAACAUUUUCAUUUUCAAAAGGAAUGCUUAUGAGCAGCAUUUUUCAGAAAUGAUACCAAUUUUGCUCCAGGUAUCAGCUUUUGGGGCAGCAUCUUUCUUGGACAGAGCAUCAGUUCUAUGACGCAUCCAUCAUUAGCUUGUCAAGGACCUGACAACCUAAGUUCUUCCCAGUUUAUUUCUAUGGUUUUAUAUCUAACUAAUAUUUCAAAAUUUAUCAUGUGUAAUCAUUUAGCAUAAAUCAAAAGUGUAAGUAGUUUGUGUGCCUAUGGUGUCCAUAUUCCAGAUUACAGCCCGACCCGCCGGGGCUUUCCCUGAACAAACGGCGGCCCUAGUUUGAGAACCACUGGUGUAUAUGAAGCUGAGUGCUAGACCAACAGCAAUGGUGGGACAUCAACUAUGUCUAGUUUUUCUUGCUGCAAGAAACAAAACUGCAGGUUGGACAGUGUGCGUAAAACACUGGCAAAACUUUUGAGUUUGGGGGGGGGUGAAUAGUGUAAUUUGAAAAACAGGAAUAACGUUCCUUCCCCUUGCACUAAAUUUAUUUUCCACAAAUUUAUCACUAUACAGGGAGAUGUUUAAAUAGCUCUGUACUGUAUUGUACUACAGAGUUCUCAGGUUUAUCUACAUAUGAUUUGUCAACUUUGCCUUGAAAACUUGUUCAUGAUUAAAAGUAAACCUGUCCUUGAUACAUUUCUAUUUAGUUAAAAUAUUAGAUUCCUGACUGAGUCUGUAUACAUUGCUUAUUCAUAGGAAUAUCAUGUUUUAUGCACAUGCACAUAAAAGAUGGCUGCUGUGCUGAGCAUAAUAGUUUAUAUCAAAUUCAAACUGCAACUUUAAAAUGGAAAGAUGGUGUGUGUUAUCUACAGAAUAUUAAAAAUCAGAUUUUAAUCUAAAGUAGUUACUGGUUGUCACAAAAAGAAAAGGAGUACUUGUGCGGCUGCUACUCUGAAACCUGUGGUUGUCACAGUUUCAAACAGUUCUUCAAUUUAAUAGCCAUUUACAAUUCCAUGCAUAAAAAUACUCCCAGUGCUUUUAGAUAAUGAUUUAUACUGGUAUUGCAAAAGAAGUUAUAUGGGGAAAGUCCAACUACUUUCACAAGAGUUAGAGAAAUUAUGACAAUCCUUGUUAGUUUGGCACAUCUGUAACUGACAGUAAGUUUAUUGAAUAGCUCUGCACUUGAGAGACCAUGGCAAACAUCACUAUGGGGAUAGCAUUAAUACUUACAUGUGUACAAGAGGAAAAAAAGCUUUCACAUAAAAUGAUCACUAGAGAUUUUCAGUAUUUGCUCCUCAUGGAUGCACUACAUCAAUUUCGCUGAAUUGUUCUUUUUCUAGCCACUGAUCUUCAAGUAUUUCUCCUCUUUUGCACAUUCUACAUUCCAGGAAAACUUGCUUGUUUAUUCAAAAUAGAGAAGUUUGGUAGUGAAAUGGGUUCACUGAGGUAAGGAAUUGGAAUUUCCCAAUCUGAAAUGCAUAUAAAUUCAGGAAGCAUGAGUAUAUACUGUACUUUGGGGACUGAGAAUUUAUCUGUGAGAAAAAGGAAUUAAAACAGUUUAUUUCGAUUAAAGCAACCAAAAAUGAAAGGUAAACAAUAGUCUUUUGAUCAGGAAUGGGAUUAGCAUUUAUUUGAAUUUCUGUACCUCCCUCAUUGUGGUCCCAAAAUCCAUUAAAAAUUACUAACAUUCUUAUUUUAUUCACUUUUGCGUAUUAUGUUUGCAUAUUUUGAGUGGGAUUUAGUUUUUAAGCAUAGAUGAAAGUUUUGUUUCUCUCUUAAAUGUUACUUUUAAGAUUUCUUUAAAAAGUUUAGCAGCCUGUAUUCUACAACAUGUAGCUGUAAAAUAAGUAAACUUGAUCAGAUAUUGUGGUGUUCAAUUGCUGCAUCAGGGACUUUGGGUUCAAUAGACUUCAUCAGAUUCUUUGUAAAGAAUCACUUUGCCUUUCAGCAUUAUGUUCUGUAAAGUCAAAAAUCUUCAAACUAUGAGCAGUUCUUUAUUGAAAUGCAACCAAUUGAGACGAGGAAGCAGAAACUUCCAUUAGUUAAUGUUCUCUUCUAUUUCCUUUGUUGCACUGAAUUUAAAGACUGUAACUGUAAAUUAAGGUUACUUGCAGUUUAAGCAGAUGUUUAAUACUUAUGUACUUACUUUACCUGUGUUAUUUCUGGUAAUGAUCCCAUAAGCAUGAAGCAAGAUACUAUGUAUAAUGUUAGAGAAUCAAUAUGCUACAGCCAAGCAAGGCUUAUUGUAAAGAGAAGCAGUAAGAGCUGGAAGUAUCUUACUGAGAGAGCAUGUUGCAUUUGCUGAAUGCUGUUGGAGUAUAUAGGAAAGUAGGUUCAUUCUAAAAAGUGCUCUUUGGUAUAGUGAAGCACAUUGACCUAUAAUGCUAUCUAAUGCUGUGUAAAAUACAGCAGUGGCUGUUUUUAUCCUAUAAAUAUACUGUAAUUUAAAAUUUUCCUACAAAAUGAAUUUAUAUUUAAUUGCUACCUAAAACAUCAUGUAUUAAAGGUUAGAAUUUUUAGGAGGGGGCUGGGUAUGCCAAUGUAUUUUGGGGAGGGGGGGUGUUAUUGUGUGUAUUAUUCUUUGCACUGCCCAUUCAGUUAUAACUUCGUCCAAAAUUCCUGGCUUUGACCAUGGUGAAUCUGCAACUUGGGAUUUACAUAGCUUUAUUGUAAUUCACAUCUCCUAAAACCUGUGUCCUUGGGCCUUAGAAUGUUACCAAAAUGGUCUUCCUUCCCUUCCCCUAUGUGGAUUCUCAGAUAUCUUUAAAUAUGGACCAUGACCAAUUUGUGACUUUAUUGGACCUAUAAUUAUGUGAAUGAGGAAAGACUGCCUACAGCUGAUAGAAAAGACCAAGCUGGGGGUGUCUGUUAAAAGAAAAACCUUGACUGGACACAUGUUGCUCGUUUAUUAUCUCAGUGGGUAGGGCCCCAAACUAAUAUGAAGCACAGCAUCAAGUUUUUAAAUAAUUCAUCAUGGCUUUUAUUUAAGUUGUGCUUGGUAAUUCAAAGGUUCCACAGUAAUUAAUUUACCGAUAGAGUGGCUUGAUUUUCAAGUCUUCACAUCCAUUGGAAGAUACUUUUCACCCUCAUGAAUUGUGGAGAGGUAUGUGAUUAGAGACAGACUCACUGUGACCUCUCCAUACAUGUUUCUGUGGUUGCUGCCUACUUUACAAGUUAUCUUAUGUACUUCUAAGUGCAGAGCCACAAAGUUAGUGAAAUGCAGAAAGCUGCAGAUUUGCAUGAAUAAAGGGUUAAUAAAACUGACACUUUCUAACUUGGUUGAAUAAAUAAGAAAUAAUCAAAUGGAAAACUGAUUCACCAUCCACUAGCUUUGUACAAUAUUAUGAAUAGAAUCAAACACUAGCACAUUGUGCUUGGCUUUAAGAAAGUCUUUAACACAAUUAUAUUUAAACGGACAUUUUAAAUGCACAUUGUAUUAUAAAACUAUUCCUGCAAAUUUACAAUACCUAAUAAUGCUCAGUGUUCUAAAGUAUUAAGCAACAAGUGUAAAAAAUAAAAACUAAGUGAGCAUUUCUAGCAAUACCUGAAAACUAAAAAGAAAAAAAAUAUUGGUUUGACUGUUUGCCUUUUGCUCUCUUUCUUUAGUUAUUCUGUGUAUUUCAUGUUUUUACUAUCAUGACUUCAAAGUUAAACCUGUACACAAAGUACCAAAUCACCUUUUUCUUGUACAUGCGAUGUAACAACAUACUCACAAUUUUGGUGCUUAAAAAUGAUUUUUUUCUUUAAUAAAGGAUAUUUAUUUGAA